Messenger RNA from Arachis duranensis, 2502 nucleotides. RefSeq names its product mechanosensitive ion channel protein 10. Gene Ontology annotation, molecular function: mechanosensitive monoatomic ion channel activity. The coding region runs from base 53 to 2317 and encodes 754 amino acids. Gene Ontology annotation, biological process: monoatomic anion transport; transmembrane transport; detection of mechanical stimulus. Lineage: Eukaryota; Viridiplantae; Streptophyta; Magnoliopsida; Fabales; Fabaceae. The transcript is spliced from 6 exons. The record is from RefSeq and is a predicted model, not a curated record. Gene Ontology annotation, cellular component: plasma membrane.
UAUUUUGAAAAGAAAAAAAAAAAAGAAGGAAGUUUUCAAUCUUCAAGUUGUGAUGGAGAACGGAGAGGAAAAAGGCGUGGCGGCACAUAGAACAGUAGGGACAAAGAACGAGGUUGUUCUUCGAAUUCCCGAGAGCGAAAACAUCAUUUCCUAUUCUCCUCAGCAGAAGGGUUCACCCUCAAAAGCCUUCGUAGAUUCUUCAAAUGUUGAACUAGCAGCUGAACUUCAGAGUCUAAAAAACAGUAGUACUGUUCAAUCUCCAACUGCUACCACUUCAACCCGCUCUGUUGGUCGUUCCGAAUUCUCGAAGCCAAAAUCUAGAUUGGUGGAACCGCCACAUCCAAUAGCUGCAAGCUUUCUUGAAGACAAAACCCAAAUCAAGAGCUUCAAAUCACCCGCAAGGACUUCCACCAGCAAAAAGACUACUCCUAAUGCCACACCUCCAAGGGAUGUUCCUAUUACCCCAAGAACCCCUUUGAUUGGGACUCCAAUGGAAGAAGAAGAAGAGGAGGAGGAGGAGUUUUACAAGACCACAAACGUUGAAGUGAGCAAGAAGAGAUCUGGCAAGAGGUGGAAGUUCCUGUGUAUGAUUGAAUGGGUUGGUUUUGUUUCCAUAGUUGGGUUCUUGAUUGUAUCCUUAGCAAUCAAAAGGUUGCGAAAUUCCGAAAUAUGGGGCUUGGAGCUGUGGAAAUGGUGUGUUCUUGCACUGGUUAUCCUCUGUGGGAGACUUGUCACUGGGUGGUUUAUAAAUGUUAUGGUUUUCUUGAUUGAAAGGAAUUUCUUGUUCAAGAAGAAGGUUCUGUAUUUUGUUUAUGGUGUGAAGAAGAGUGUUCAAGCAUUUUUAUGGUUGGGCAUUGUUCUUAUGGCAUGGGGUUUGAUUUUCAAUCAUGGGAUUAAGAGAUCAAGAAGAGUUAAUAGGGUUCUUGAUUACAUUACAAGAUCUCUUGCAUCUUGUCUUAUUGGGGCAGCUCUAUGGUUGGCAAAAAUGUUGCUGAUUAAGCUACUAGCUUCGCAUUUCCAAUCGGCUAGGUUUUUCAACCGGAUUCAAGAGUCAAUUUUUCAUCAAUACAUUCUUCGGACCCUUUCAGGGCCUCCCUUGAUGGAAAUUGCGGAAAAUGUGGGAAAGAAUUCAAGUAGCAGCCGGUUGAGUUUUAAGACUUUGGUUAGGGAGAAUGGGAAUGAAGAGAAGAAAGAAGAGGUCAUUGAUGUGGAGAAGCUCAAGAAAAUGAAACAAGAGAAAGUUUCUGCUUUGACUAUGAAAGGAUUGAUCAGUGUGAUAAAGAGUUCUGGAUUGACCACGAUUCUGCCGCAGAGUGUUGAUGAAGAUGAGAAUGAGCAGAUAGAUAGCGAGAUUACUAGUGAGUUGGAAGCAAAGGAGGCAGCAUAUCGAAUUUUCAGCAAUGUAGCCAAGCCAGGAAGCAAGUACAUUCAGAAGGAAGACCUAUUGCGCUUCAUGACCAAUGAAGAAGUUGAAAACCUGCUUCCGUUAUUUGAAGGAGCAGUUGCAACUGGAAGAAUCAAGAGGAAGUCUCUCAAGAAUUGGCUGGUGAAAGUCUACCAAGAGCGUCAAUCCCUUGUGCAUUCGCUAAAUGAUACAAAAACAGCUGUCGAUGAUUUGAACUUGCUUGCUUCCGUGCUCAUCAUUAUUGUGAUCAUCAUUGUUUGGUUGCUUAUAAUGGGGUUCCUCACAACCCAUGUUCUUCUCUUUAUUACAUCUCAGCUUUUACUCGCGGUGUUUAUAUUUGGUAACUCAGCUAAGACUGUCUUUGAAGCUAUUAUAUUUGUUUUCGUGAGGCAUCCGUUUGAUGUUGGCGAUCGUUGUGUCAUCGAUGGUGUUCAGAUGACUGUUGAGGAGAUGAACAUACUAACUACAAUCUUCUUGAGAUUUGACAAUGAAAAGAUUUCAUAUCCAAAUUCAGUUCUAGCAAACAAGCCUAUCAGUAACUUCUACAGGAGUCCAGAAAUGAGCGAAUCAAUCGAAUUUUCUGUCGAUAUGUCGACACCAAUCGAGAGUAUCGCAGCUCUGAAGUCAAGAAUAAAAUCAUACUUGGAGAGCAAGCCGCAGCAUUGGGGUCCGAACCAUAGCGUGGUGGUUAAAGAUAUUGAGAAUGUAGACAAGAUGAAAAUGGGACUCAAUGUUAAUCACACCAUAAACUUUCAGAAUUAUGGGGAUAAGAGCAGCAGAAGAUCUGAAUUACUCUUGGAGUUAAAGAAAAUUCUUGAGGAUAUUAAGAUUAAGUAUCAUCUUCUGCCACAAGAAGUUCAUCUGAGUUAUGUAAAUUCCGAAAAUUCGACAAAACAAACCGUUUGGAGAUGAUGAUAUCUGUUCAUCUGUUUAUAUAUCUUUUCAGUUUCGCAUGAAUUUUCUGUACCAUUAUUUUUUCAGUUCCUGGCUGAUUGUUUUCCCCCACCCCAAUAAAUAUUCAGAUAUGUGUUGUCCACAAUUGAGAUCAAAGUUGUUGAUAUGAAAGAAGUGAAAUUCGUUUUUGCAUUGUGCUUCCC